AUGAAACAAAAAUCAGGUGAUUAAGAAAAACCAGGACUAUUAGAAUAUUUAGAAGAUAUAAUAGGAAGUAAUUAAUAUUAAGAAUAAAUUGAUAAAAUGAUAGAAGUAUAUUUAUGAUUAGAUUUAUAAAGAAGAGAAAAGGGAGUCAUGUGAAAGUAGUGGAAAUGGAAAUUGAAAAAUUAAAUAAGUAAAUGUAAAGAUAAAAUUACAUAAAUUGA
Paramecium sonneborni is the source of this 218-nucleotide messenger RNA. The record is from the annotation of a GenBank genome assembly. Lineage: Eukaryota; Ciliophora; Oligohymenophorea; Peniculida; Parameciidae.